AUGUAUCAUCCAUCACUAUGGCAUUCAAUUGAUAUGGCUGCUGCAUUUCGUUCAAUACGUCAAACAACAACAACAUCAUCAUCAUCAUCACCAAAUAUAAGUCCAGAAAAAAAUUCUGUAUCAGGUUUUAAUGCAUCUUUUUCUGUUAAUACACUUCUUAAUAAUCAAACAUCAUCGGAUCAAAUACGUUUACCAUCAAUACCACCAACAGUACAUCAACAUAAUCUAUUUUCAAGUCUUUUUCAUCAUUAUCCAUAUGCAACAGCAUUUCGUCCUUUAUUUAAUACAUCAUUAGAAUCAUCAACAUUUUUACCAAAUGGAAAACGAUUUAAAAGUGAUAUACAUGAUGAAAAUCAAUGUGAAAUAACAUCAAAUAAUAAUGAUGAAAGUUUUGGAGGAAAACAUACAGACAAUCGUUGUCGAUCAUCUACAAUUGAUUUACAAAAUCCACAAUGUCCUAUUUGUCAAAUAUCAUUAAAUGGACAAGAUUUAAUUACACAUGUUCAACAUGAACUUGAUAGUAUUAAACGUCGACAACAAUAUAAAACUAAACGUGAAAAUAAAAUUUUUCAAGAUAAUAAUAAUAAUAAUAUUGAUCAAACAUUUAAAACACGAUAUGAAACUUUUUUACGAGUACGAACAAGUCGACAACAACGUUUAAAUGCUAGAUUACAAUUACAUCAUCGUCGAUCAAUUCGUAAUGAUACACGAAAUUGUCCAAUAUGUUAUCAAUCAAUUCGAAUUAAUUCUGAUGAUGAAUAUUUUUUUACUCAUGUUCAACAAUGUUCAAGAAAAAGAGAACAAUUAGCAGCUGUAAAUGCAAUAGCUAAUCAUCGUUUAUUAUCAUCUGAAGAUCCCGAUGUUAAUGUUGUUGAUAUUGAUGAUGAUGAUGAAAUUGAACGAGAAGAAAAAAGUACAAGUGGAACAACAACUAGUCUUAGUUGUCAAGAAUCAUUUAACAGUGAUCAACAAUAUUCUCCAUCAACACAAACAGAUAUAUUAUAUACAAAAUCUGAACUUGAUCCACCAAAAUGUGUUGUUUGUAUGGAAUCAUGUAUUAAACCAUGUGUUUCAAUUAAUUGUUGGCAUAUUAAUUGUGAAGAAUGUUGGAUAAAAUAUUUCAAAGAAAAAAAAGUUUGUCCACAAUGUUAUCUACCAACAACAUUGGAUAAUAUACGAAGAAUUUUUUUCAAUAAAAUAUCGAAAUAA
Molecule: messenger RNA, 1209 nt
Organism: Rotaria sordida
Lineage: Eukaryota; Metazoa; Rotifera; Eurotatoria; Philodinida; Philodinidae
Source: the annotation of a GenBank genome assembly